ACCAAUAGAGGAAGGGGAAAAAAAAAAAAAAAAAGCUUUUUUCGUUUUUCAUUCUUCUUUAUUUGCCGUUUAUAAUGCCUUAAUUUCCAUGAAAGUGGAGGUUUCAAUCCGAGCUCUCAAAGCUCUUGUAACAUAUAGCACUAAACAGUUUGUCUCUUCCAACUAAACUGUGGGAAAAAAAUUCUCAAUUGGGUUGUGUUUGGGCUUCUGUAUCUCAUGUGGGCAUGUCAGCUAAAGCAAGGUAUAGAGAGAGAAAGAGAAGGAGAGGGAGAGAGAGAGAGAGAGAAAGAGAUGCUUUUUCCUUUCUCAGUGUAGAGUAAUCUUUCAAAAACCAGCCUUUCCAGCAAUACCCAGUUGCUAUUCAGCCCUCUUUUCGCUUCACCUUCUAUAGAUUACACCAGCUGUCGCCAUCUUGAGGCAUAUAUUUUUUAAACAUUUAUCUCUUUCUGCAUCAGCUUUACUGUUUUUUCUUCGUAUUCUCUUCAGUGGCUAUUUUUUUAUUUUUUAUUUAUUUGAGAAAAAAAUUCAAUUUUAAUUGUUACUUUACUAUUGUUGUUUGUUACGGUUUUGUUUUGGCGAGGUCCUGUUGAUAGUGAAACAAGUCUACUUUUUGUCUGCCUCUCUGUGUGAUUUAUUUUGCAACCUUCAUUUCCAAGCUCGUCCGCUUCGUUUUAGAUGUGCUCUCUCAUGCUCUGCCUCAACCUGGAUUAAUGGGUUUUCUGCAGUAAUGCAUCAAGACCCAGCAUACCAGAUCAAAUCAAGGCUGGAUAAUCAGAUUUUGAAGCAUUUUUGAGAUAGAUUCUUCGCCUUUGUCCCUGAUCAGUUGAGGUCACCAUUUGUUUGUUAAAAAUCCCGACAGAAAGUUUGGAAAAGUUAAUUGAGGUUCUUGGGUUGAAAAUGAGAGAUUUCCCAUCUUGUUUUGGUGAAAAUGGGGUUCAAGUUGCUGAUUCUUCUUCAUCAAAUACUAGUAGGACUGCCCAGAAUUUGGUUACUUGUGUCUAUCAAUGCCGGUUACGAGGCAGGUCUUGCUUGAUUACUGUAACUUGGAGUAAGAAUUUGAUGGGUCAAGGGCUUAGUGUUGGGAUAGAUGAUUCGUCAAAUCAGUGUCUUUGUAAGGUUGAUAUUAAGCCCUGGUUGUUCUCCAAGAGAAGAGGGUUCAAGAGUUUGGAAGCUUAUUCUAGUAAAAUUGACAUAUAUUGGGACCUUUCUUCGGCGAAAUUCGGAUCCGGGCCUGAACCUUUUGGGGGAUAUUAUGUGGGAGUUGUGGUGGACCGGCAAAUGCUUCUCCUUCUUGGAGAUAUGAGAAAAGAAGCUUUCAAAAAGACUAGUGCCAGCCCUGUGCCUUCUAAUGCUGUUUGUGUUGCCAAGAGAGAGCAUGUUUUUGGAAAAAGGGGCUUCACCACAAAGGCUCAAUUUUCUAAUAAUGGUCAAGUGCAUGAUCUUGUCAUUGAAUGUGAUACUCUUGGGGUCAAUGACCCGUGCCUCCUGGUCCGCGUAGACAGCAAGCCUGUGAUGCAGGUGAAGAGACUACGGUGGAAGUUCCGGGGGAAUCAUACCAUCUUGGUUGAUGGGCUUGCAGUUGAAGUUUUCUGGGAUGUUCACAACUGGCUCUUUGGUACAUCACCCGGAAAUGCUGUUUUUAUGUUCAAGACAUGCCUCUCAGCUGAGAAGCUGUGGGCUAGCCAACCGCUCUCUGAUCCAAGUGCGCUGCAGUGGUCAUUUUCACAGAGAUUUUCAGAUAGUAAGUCGCAGGGUCUAGGAUUCUCACUGAUUCUGUACGCUUGGAAGAAUGAAUAGAGGAAGUCGGAAGUUCUCCAUUGAUUGCUAACAGAAAACCUCCAGUGAGUGAUGAUUUUAUCAGCGAUGUGAUUGAAUUACCACAAAAAAUGAUUAUAUAUGAUCAUUUGUUAUAUAAUCAUUUGUUUUUUCUUAACCUUUUUCUGUUGUUUCUCCUUAUGAGGAGCUUGAGCAAUCCAAAUAGAUCAGAGACAGUUUUGUUUUUACUGGUUGUAUAUCCUUCAUACCGUGUUAAUUUCAUUCUUAUUUUUGUCCUUCAGAGAAUUCUAUGUCAAAAUCACUGAUGUGCAAAUUUCUUAUUAGAUCGAAAUUCAUAUGCUUGUCCUCGCAA
Messenger RNA from Prunus dulcis (almond), 2128 nucleotides. RefSeq lists its product as uncharacterized. The coding region runs from base 898 to 1797 and encodes 299 amino acids. The record is from RefSeq and is a predicted model, not a curated record. Lineage: Eukaryota; Viridiplantae; Streptophyta; Magnoliopsida; Rosales; Rosaceae. The transcript is spliced from 2 exons.